This is a messenger RNA of Numida meleagris (helmeted guineafowl), 12007 nucleotides long. RefSeq names its product proline rich 16 (gene PRR16). Gene Ontology annotation, biological process: positive regulation of translation; positive regulation of cell size. Bases 139 to 1044 code for a protein of 301 amino acids. Lineage: Eukaryota; Metazoa; Chordata; Aves; Galliformes; Numididae. The record is from RefSeq and is a predicted model, not a curated record. The transcript has 3 exons.
CCCCGGCGGAGCGCGAUGCGCGGGCGGGCGGGCGGCGGCGGCGGCGGCUGCGGCAGCUUUGGGAAGCGGAGGGACGCGGUCGGGCGGCUCGCCUGACUUGCGUGCCCAGCCCCUGGCCGCGCCGGCUUGCCCCGAAGGAUGUCCGCCCAGUCCAAAGGGACCGCAUCCUCCUCCUCGUCGCCGUCCGAGGGGCCGCCGGCAGCCUCCAAAGCGAAGGUGAAGGAGCAGAUCAAGAUAAUCGUGGAGGAUUUGGAAUUAGUCCUGGGGGACCUGAAAGACGUGGCCAAGGAACUUAAGGAGGUGGUUGACCAGAUCGACACGUUGACAUCCGACCUGCAGCUGGAGGAUGAGAUGACGGACAGUUCCAAAACGGACACGCUCAACAGCAGCUCCAGCAGCACAACAGCUUCUAGCCUGGAGAAGGUGAAGGUGCGGGGCAGUACUCCGCUCAUCAAGCCCCCUGUGCAUCCCUCCGCUAUCCUCACUGUGCUGCGGAAGCCAAAUCCCCCUCCACCCCCUCCGCGACUGACACCUGUCAAGUGUGACAAGCCUCUGAGGCCAUCUCCUUCGGCCAACCCUGUCAAAACUAAUGGCACCCUGCUGCGAAAUGGGCCCAGCCACAUCCCAAAUGGGGAUUUGUGCUGUGUACCGAACAGCAAUUUGGACAAUGUUGCGAUUCAGCCUCUAACUCAUAGACCUGAGAAAGAGCGGUGUCCUCAGGCAGGAGCAAGAGAACGGGUACGGUUCAGUGAAAAAGUGCAGUAUCACGGCUAUUGCCCAGACUGUGAUGUUCGGUACAACAUAAAAAACAGGGAUGUGCACUUGCACAGUGAGCCUGCCCGUGUUCUGGGAGCGCUGCCGCAUCAGUGCCCUCCUCUGCCACCCCCACCACCUCCGCUGCCUCCAUUUCCUCUAGAAAAUGGCGGGCUGGGAAUAAGUUCCAGUAACAGCUUUCCUCCUCCGAGACCUGUUACUGUGCCUCCACAGACUGCACCAAAACCCCAGAAGACCAUCUUGAGGAAGUCAACCACUACAACAGUGUGAUGUAUGCCACUUUAAAAAAGUUUGUUUUUUCAUAUAUAUAAACAUAAGUAGGUAAUGAGCACUUUCUACUUGAGCAAUAAAAAGACCCAGUGUAUUACUCCCAGUGUAUCCAGUGAAGUGGCAUAAAAAUCACAUGGUAAGUAAAGAGAAGAAUUUCCCUUUGGUCACCAUAAAAUGCCUUUAUGGCUGAAAAGGAUGCUGAAAAAUACUCAUGAUUUAGCUCACGGGUUGUAAACUUCUGUUGCAGUUUCCUAUCUGCAGCAUUGUUUAAAAGAAAGUGGAAAGAAAGAUCAGUCUGAAAAUACAGAGUGGUGAUUCCUGUUAGAUUUCCGUCUGUCCAACUUAACGGAGUAUGCAUUGCUGCUGAAUUCUGGGAAGCUUUCUGUUUCGAGCCACUGUGCUUUAAAAUGCCAUUUGAGAAAACAAAGUGGAGUGCCAGAUAACGCUUUUGACUGAAUUGUAGCAAAGACAUUUUUCUCUGCCUGGUUGCUUGAGUGAAGGCACUGUGUGUGGAGCCGUUCAAUAGGAAGCAAUCACCGGACUUUCAGGCAGCUUGACCUUUGGUGAGGGAGUAAAGAAGUAAUUGAAAGACUGAAACGGUAGGAGGAUAAAUCUAUCACACAGAAAUCAGUAUUGUGAAGAUUCUGGGAGAAAGGAAACAGGAAGAAUUACAAGAUGUUGCGGAUUUGGUAAAAUUCUGCAUUUUUAUGUUUUAAAGAUUUUACUGUCAUGGAUGUGUUCACAGUGCUAUGCCACAGGUAAAAAGAAAUACUAACAUUGGCUUAUAAAGUUAAAAUGUUGAUGGAGGAGUAAAACACUUGGUAAAAACAUUGUUCUUGCAUUUGGCAGAGUUCACUGCCAAAUCUGGCUUGUGACUGAAAAUGCGUGUCUUCAGAAAUCCAUUGCUUAAAUUUAUACCAAAAAUAAUGCUCUAAAGGUCACUGAAUAUAUUUUUUGGACAUUAAGAGCAGCCAAAGAAGGGCCUACAAAAACGUUCUGUUCCUUAUCAAUAAUCCUUUCUUCUUUUGAAGGAAUUGGCAUCGUAAUCCAUCUUACCUGAAACAAAAAAAACGAAUUUAAAUAGAUAAGAUAUUCUAUAUCUGAAUGUAAGUAUUUCUGUAUCUUUGAGGUAUAACUGACAAGCUGAACCAGAGGCUGCUACUAUUUAGCAGUAUCUAGAGAAUACAUGCAUUAAAUUUAGGAGGAUUUGUUACUCUGUGAUUGUUUUUUCUCAUACUUGUCAAAACGUGAGUGAAGCUAAUAGAUUGGCUGGUGCUCUGACUGCCAGCAUGCUUAUGCAAGGUAACAGCAUAUGUUCAAUUCAUGCUGUUUGUGCUAAAAUAGCUCAAAUAAUGGAGAUUUUAAUUAGUCUAGAUGAGAAUGAUUUGAGGUUUAUGUAACUUAGUAUUAUUCAAGUCUCUCUCUUGCUCUCAAUUGAAUGUGAAGCUGAUUCCUAAUUUUUUCUCUUCUUCUAAAUAAAAGAAGCUAGACACAGCAUAGAAAUUCAUAUUGAUGGUCUCAACUUCUGCCAUCAUUGGCAGUCACCGCUGCAGUUGUCAGUUUAAAUUUGAUAAAUAUCUUCUAUAUCACUUGUUUGGCAUAUGAAUGAAAGUGCAUUUGUUAUUCAUUAAUAUUACAAAUUGAGCGUGAUUGUCUUUCUACUUUAAACUUGUUUAUUCAGUUAAAUUUGAAUAAGUUAUUUGGAUUUCAUUGGAACUUGAAUUUAAAUUGAAUACAUUCUUGGAUGAAUUUUCACCUACAAUUUUUCAGUUUUCAAGAAAACUGAAAAACAGUGGAAACUGACAAAGAGUGGAAAGCUGAAAGACUAUUCGAGUAACACUGGCACAGAAGUAAAGUAUACUUGAGAAGAAUGAGUAUCUGGUUCUAAGUGGGGAAAACAAUUGCAAUGAUUUCUUUCAGUUUCUGUUUUUGGAACUGAAUAUUGAAGCUGCAGAUGCAAGACGAAGACUGCCAAAGCAAAGAAAGGGAAGGAGAGUGGGUUUAAGUGAGAAAGCAGUCUCCUGUAGGUUGUUCUCAGCCCUUGCUCUUUUGUAAAGUCAGGAGGUUUGCAUCAUGAGGAUACUGACAAGGUGUACUCUGCUGAAGGCAUUUUGUGAUGAUGUAUUAAAUGUGGUUGUUUGAAUGUAGAGCCUCCCUGUCAAAAUGCUAAAAACCUAUAGCAAGAAAAAACGGAACAUACUUCUUCAAUAACUGACCUAUUUUCUCUGUGCCUCACUUUUUUGUCUGUAUGAUAAUGUGUAGCAAUUAGUUAAUUAAUUUUUCAUUCAUUCAUUUGAGGCGGAAAGAGGAACUGCUUUUUCUGUUUUUCAUGCCGGUGUUGCCCAGCUUCUGAAUCCUUCACUUCAUCUUAACCUUCUAUAUAUCUUUCUUUGUCUUCUUGGAUAUAUUAUUUAUUUAGUGUAAAGACAUGCAUCACAUUUUUCAUAGCAGUGCAGUUUGUGCUGGUUAGCAAAGAAAUCAGUAAAAAAAAAAAAGCAAACUUUUCUUCUUUGGUAGAGUAUCGAUGAGAUUUAGGUGGAUGUCAUACAGUCAUGCAACUGGAAUGAAUCAUCUUGUGUGAGUUGGUGACUGAAUUAGAAAGAUGCUACAGGAAUCGAGGUAUGUCUGCUAUAAUAUUCAUAUAAUUCAUAUAAUACUAAGUACGUUCAUGAACUGCAGCCCAUAGAAACAAAAAAAUAGAUUGCUUUACAUACCUACAACUAUUCAGCAUUGUACUGUGUUCAGAAUGAGUUUGAGGAAUAACUGUUUCCUGACAGAGAAUAAGAAAUGUUUGCAGUAUGUAUUUCUUUUGGUUAUUAGUAUUGCUUUUGAAUGCAUGCGUUUUGUACAACAUCCGUCCUGUUUCACGAGUGUAAGACUAAAUUCUACAGCAAUACCAUUAUCUUCAUGAUUUUUAUGAGGUAUUAACAUACACAGAUCAUUAGCCCAAGAUAUAAUUAUAGAAAGAAAUUGUGAUAACUGAAGAUGGGUUGUGUUUCCAGUGAUAUGAAGUGUGCUCAGUUUAAAAAUACACUGCUAGCAGAUACAUAAGAUACUCAUCUUUUUGAUUAAUGAUGUGAGCCAAAGCGUAGUUGAUUAGGAAAAAAAUUCUACCACCCCCAGCCAGUUUUUUCAUAAAUUUAUUAUACCAUGUCCAUUAGCGUGCUGAGUUACCUUGGGCUGGUGUUGCAAUCCAGAGAGUAUUUCUGAAUAACUGACAUUUUGCUUCGACUGUGGGGAAAAAAAACAUCAAUUUAUGCCAACAUCAGAUUCUUCUUCCUUUCCUUCUUGCCUUGCCUCGCCUUGUCUUUCAUCAACUUCUUUUCCCAUCCUUAUUGAAAUGAAGCAGUCCAGUCGAUAUGAAAGAAGAGGAUAUGUGAAUGAAAGGCUAGAUUUAUAAAAUACAUUCAUAAUGGCAAAGAAAUAAUUUUCCUUCCCCUCACAGUAUGGUGGUUCUAAGUGUAAAUCACGACAGGUGGAAGAGGAAUUUCUCAUUCUUUCCCUCAGACAAUGUGAGUUUGUAAAAUAAUCCAAGUUACUGCCGUACCUACCAGCAGGUAAGUAUCCCUUGGCCCCACUUUUUUGUGCUGCUUUAUCUUGUCUAAUAAGUAAAUCAGAACUAGAUUAAGGUAUUAUUUGUUUUCACUGUCUCAAGGACCAUUUUAGUGCAUUAUGUAAAUUAAAACCAUUUCCCAAAAACAGAAUGUGCAAGACCUAAAUCAAAAUAGCUGAAUAGUAUUUUAGUGAUUAGGAAACUUAUCUGUCAAGUUAUAAUCUCCUGCUGAAUUUAACUUUCUAUUUAAUUUGAGAAUGGGAAAUAGAAUUCAGAUUCAUUAGCUAAAUUCGAAUUGAAGUCUUAGAAGUUCCUCAAAUGCAUGAUAUUUUCUUCAUUUAUUAAAAUCUCAGUAGUGCUGGUUUGGUUUUAAGCUCUUAGGCAUACUGUUAAAUUGAAUUGUUGAGUUAGGCAGAUUAGCAAAGGUAAUAAUAAAAAAUCAAUCACUUCAGCACUGAUAUGUAGUCCAGCACCUAAGACAGUAAUGAUCGGUUUCUAAGGUUCUAUAAAUUAACGUAAUUCUAAAGACAGUGGAGAAGUUAAACUCAUUGGCCACUGCAGAGAACUAAAGCCUGUAUCAGUAAUAAACUGUAAGAGGUCAGGUUUCAAAAUAUCACAAUUCUUUGAACUCUUGGAAAGUGGAACAAUCAUUCAAAGCUAUUUUGCUUUUUACUAACUUUAUCAUUUUAAAGUAAUGUUUUUGUAACUUUGUCCUUGUCUUCUUUUUCACAGCACCUUCAGGCUUGAAGGAAUAUCUAUAUCUGGAGGCACAUCAGCUAAUUUCUUGCGUAUUAGAUUCAUCAUUGUGACUUCUUGAAGGCCAGAUCUGGAAAGUAACCAGGAGCCCAACCUUCCUUGGAGCACAGGAAAGCUCUUCAAGUCAGAGCACAAUGAGUUGUGGGUGCAGUCUUCAUUGAGUCCUCUGUCUCAGAUCAGACAGCUGCAAGCUGAGUCCUGGCAAAAGCCACAGCCUUAAAUUCCACUUAGUGGGAACAAAGAAUAAAGAGGACUGAAGAUCUCACCCCAUUUCAGAAACGGCUCUCUAAGCCUGGCACUUGAGUUCUGUGCUGAGCAUCCAGAGUAACAACCAAUGAGCUUUUCGUGGGUCAAGCAAGCAUCCAAAAAUAUUUCUGUAUGUAGCCAAAAGGAGAAAUGAAGCACGUAGGUGAUAAUAGGGUAUUUACUGUAACAGAGGAAUUUAUUGUCUGUGGCGAAAGAAGACCUCUGUCAUUCCUUGUACAUAUUGAAAGCCAUACAGGAACAGGGCAUCGGUGACGUUAAAUUGCUUAUAAAGGAUGCUGCCUCCUGUCCUCCACCCAACUUUGAAAAAGUUCAGGUGUUAAAGAUUGCAUCUCAAUGCACUUCAAGUUUUUGCACUGUCGUUUCCAUUCAGGGUAAUGGUGUGUGCCACCGAUUGCACAGACAGCCCCAGGAGAUUUUUGACAGCAAUGAGCCGUAUUUUGCCGGGGCUCCAAAAGGAGGAAUAUAGAAGAUAGAACUGAAGAAAAAUGUUUGUGCGCUCUUUCACAAUGGGGAUCUCUUCACUGAAAGGACUAUGGUCCUUUCUUAGGCUUAAAUAAAUACGUACAUAUACAUACAUAUAUAUAUAUGUAUAUAUAUGAAAAAGCGUCAACAUGAUAAGGUGUGUCUAAAACGGGGAUAUAUCUUUUUUAAUGGCGUCCAUUUUUUAUCGUAUUGUUGCAAGGAAUUUAUUCAAUUAUACAUGCAGUCUGUUCCUGUUGAACACUGACGUUGUUGUUCCAGUUACUGUUAAAGAGAUGAAGUCAUUUGUAAUAUGUAUUUGGCAUACAAAUUUUCUAGCCAUUUGUCUAUACUUCAUGGAGAAAUCUAACAGACAAGCAGCAUUUUCAGUUUAUUUUUCUAAAUAAAUGUGUUGUUUAUAUUGUUAGCAGUCACUCGCUUGGGCUGGUUUUCAUUAUCUCCAAAAAUAAUUUAAAGGCAGAACCAAAACACAGAAAUUGUUUGUUCGUGUGAAGCUGUGAUGGUUUGCUGACUGAAAGCUUUAAUAUAAAUAUUGUAAUUUGUAAAAUGAUGAAGUAUAUUUAUACAGGCAAAUAUGUAUGGAAAACAAAAGGAGGUAUUUUAACUCUUAAUUUCAGAACAUAGUUUAUUUUAAUAUCCACGUGAAGAAAUAUAGAUAUAUAAUGGGAUAGAUUUUUUAUUAUCAGUAAGUUUCAGCAAGUGAAGAUUUGGAUGUUUAAAAAUGGAAGAAAUGCAGUCUAGUAAAAGUGGUCUCCCAGAUCACAGAGAGAGCUUUUAUCAAGUGUCUCAGCUUAUCCAGAAACUGCUUUUCGUUGUCAUGUUUUCUGAUUUUGUUAGGUUUUAUUUUGUUUGUUUCUUCGUUUGUUUUAGCAUGUUGGCAAGGCCGCGCCACUUAAUCACAAUCAGUUUAAGAAAUUGUGGUAUACAAGGUUGUUGUUUAGAGCAAUCUGCAGUUUACGGUUGACAGUCAUUGUUUUCUUUGUACUGUAGUGCUUUGUUAUAAAGGUAUUGAACAUUUCAGUGCUAGAGCUGUUUUGAAUAAAAGUAUAUAUUUUCCUUUUUUCUUAGUCUAUUAGCUUGUGUGUGAUUUUCAGAGUACAGUAAAGCACGUUGUUCCCAGUUCACUUAAAACAUUCAUCUGAAAUCCAAUAUAUGAUUCAUAAAGCCGAAUAUUUUUUUUUCUUUAUUUCCAUUGCUCUUUGGAACCUGUUAAGUGCUCACUAAGAGAAAAAUGUCAUUUCAAAAAUAAAAAACAAUGGAAUAUCCAAGCCAUUCUUUCACCCAUGGGUUAACCUUGUAAUGGGCAGAUAUUUUUAAAAUGUAUUGCUCUGCUCUGAUGUUCUAAGCAGUGUAUGGGUGUGUGUGUUUGUGUGCAUGCAUGCACAGCCCUACCCUCUGGUGAAUGCCAGCUCUCCUGAAGCAAGUGCCCGAAGUCUUGUUACUGCAAGAGAUGCUCAUUUUAUUAUCUAUAUUUGGGAAAGACUUGAGUUUUCUUGUGACUAUGAAGCCAUAGUUUGCUUUGAUGGAUUGCCUUGAAAUCACCAAAUGAAAUAAUUGAGAAAAUACUAGCCUGUCACAUUUCACAAAAGUUACGUUUAUUUCAUGGUUUGAGUCCUUUUUUUUAAAGAAAUCUAGUGGUCAGUUUCCACCAGUAUAGCUGAUAAAUGCAACCUUUGUAUUUGUUAAAGAACAGUGGCGGCGUCUUGUUUUUCAGACUAAUGCUGAGUUGCUUAAUGAAGGGAUAGUAUUGAGCACUUCCAUUAUUAUCUAAUGAUAUUUGGAAAAGCUGGUUGUUUUUUUUUGUUGUUGUUUUUUUUAACAGAAUGCAGUCAUCUAUAUUUGAAAAUAAUCCAAUAAAAAUGUAAUUAAACAAUUACUACUUGCUAAUACUUUUCUGCUCUGCUGAACUCUCGACCAGCACCUGUGUGACAAUCUUAUUGUAAAACAUUCACCUGAAACUUUCUUCAAAAAAAAUGGAACAGAUGUGAAAAAUAGUGGCCUGGUCCCAGGACUGGUUUUACACUAUGUAUUGCAAAAAUAAUAAAUAUAGAAGAGAAUGGAGGCCCAGUUUGAGAAACAAAUACAGUUAGACGUUGCAAAUGGUGCUUUUCAUCAAUUACUUGCUAUAGUUUUCAACUCCUCGUUGACUGGGGUUUUCCUACUGGACAGUAAAUUUUAGCACAUUUGUACAUGCAUGUGUACAUAUUAUGUCUUUAUUUUGCUGUCGGUGGUGCUGGGGCAAAUCCAGAUUUCUUGAUCUUUGCAAUUUAAGUUACAAAGCUUUCAGUAUUGUUACAUACAUGGAGUUGAUGCCUACAUGCUAUGCAGGUGCUCCCCUGAGGUAAUAGUUCAAAAGAGGAACAUAAAAUUCUACUAGUGUUUUAGAAGGCUUUUGCAAAUGGCUACAACUGAGUUGUUUGUUUUUUUUUCAUAAAUUUUAAAACAAUGGAAGACAAUAAGAUUAUCUAAUUCUUUCAGCAGUUAAAUUGCUUUAAACACAAGAACCAUCAUCAAUUUAUUUUGCUUCAUGAGAAAGACGGAGAUAUGUAAAAAAUAGCCAUUUUGUAAAGCAGAAACAAAAGACUGCACAAGUCUGGUGAUGGUCAGGAUGUUCUGGAAGCGUCCUUCCCAUUGAAGCAGUCUCACCAGGUAUCACAUGGCAUACAUACCUCCAGGGAGCAGAUUUUUUACUACAGGGGAUAUGUGUUUGGUCCACACUGAAGCUCUGCAAUGAUGCUGUGAAUAAAAUCUGUCCACUGGAUAACUGCAGCAGCAUUGGUACCUGGGGAGGGCUGGAAGACAGCUGUAGGGUGCCCCUGCUGAAGGUAGAAGGGGCUGACCCAGGGGCAGCCUGGGACAGCUGUACAGGAGCAUACCUGCCACAUAUCAUCCAGUACCCAGCCAGCAGUGAGGAGGAGUCAGGGGACAAGGGUCCCCUGAGUUCCAGUGGCAGAAGAACAGGAGGCCAGAACUUUUGCCCAAGGGAAAAUUUAAAGGGUAUUGGAAAGACAUAGUAGGUCCAAACUGCUUCCUUAACAUGACUGAAAUCAUGGAGUGGAUGGGAGAAGAAAUGGCAGUUUAUGUUGACUGAUUUACCAUUGUACUUUUGUAAGUUUAACAGUGGUUUAUUUAACAGCAGGUGUUUGACAACAUGGGUGAAGCAGCCCAGGAUUUCUACAGUGACUGUCCGUGAUGUACAGAGCGGCUGAGGGGGAAUAUUUUCUUCUGUAAUGGCAAAAAAUGGUGUAAGGAGAAGGUUCGUCCUUAUAAAAGAAACUUAAGGGACCUCAGGAAUGCAGGAGGCUGUAAAGAAGGAUUGACUUUUAAAUGGAGACCACACAUGAGUCCAAGAGUGGAAAAACAGCCAUAGAUGAAGUGGAGCAUGUGGUUUGAGACGACGCAUCUAUUGGGGAGAAACUGUAGGAACAAGUUGGAAGGAUGAGGUUGACUCACAUUUAGAAAAUGAGUCUGCGGAGAGGAACAAACAGAGUGCACUAAAGAAAAAUUUUCUUAGAGAGCUACAGAGACUACAUUAUUGAUUUUCUUAUGGACUGGAUAGCUGAGGAUCCCGUGAAAGAAGCAGCAGAAGCUAGGUGGAAGCGGUGCAAGUAUUUUAUCUGAAUCUCUUUCUAGAUUCAGUAUCUUCGCGGGACUGCAGAAGCCAGUAAAUCUCCCAAUACUUGUAGUUAACUUUGGAAAGGAGAGUUAUAUCGAAAUGGGAACUCCUGCUAUGGAAGAAUCUGGAAGGAAUCACUGAGAGUUAUGUCGUGGCAGAUGGUACAGAUGGGACAGUUUAAAAUACUGUAUUGAGGGUGCAGAACAAAUAAAUCCUGCUUAUUGAGUAGGGAUUGAGAAAGGGCAAAAAGAAGCUUCUGUGGCUAGGCAGCAUGCUAUCAGAGGCUGCUGAAGUAAGAAAAUGUUCUUCAGAAAGCUGAGGACUUAGAAAGAAAAUGGAAAGGACCGUAAAUUCAUAAGGCUAAAUAUAAAAAUAAUUUCCACAGCAAGAGAUAUCAAAAUAAUUGCAAGAUGUGCAAGAGAUCUGUUAAAAAAAACAGUUUCAAGAAAUACAGAAGUCAAGAAACACUCUCCCUCAAUUACAAGCAGCAGGAAGUCUGGCAGAGAGUAUGUAAUCUCAAAAGAUAAUCAAGGAAAACAGAAGAAAUCCUUGCAACAAAAUUGUUUUCUUCAUUUACUUCUGCUUUCACUGUGGAAGAGUGUGGGGAUGUUGUUGCACAGAAACAUUUCGCUAUGAGGAAACUCAUUUUGAGUUGUUAUGAGAUGGUACAGAACAAAAUGAAGAAAAUAUCAAAACCAGGUGGUGUCUACUCAAGGAUUUUGAAAGUACUUGGGUGAAAUAAUUGAAACAGUAACUAUGGUGUGUGAAAUUCAUUGUUUAAAAUGAAGAUGUGAGAUUGCAAAUAAUGUUGUCAAUUUUAAAGUGAAUUUCAGGGAUUUGGAGGGAAGAGUGUAGACCAAAACGUCUGUACUGAGCAAAUAGAUAGAAACUAUAGUAAUAGAUCUUUCUGAAGAUCUAGAAUGUUUUUAGCAGCACUGGAGUCACUCAACACUCUUGAGAAAACAAUGCUGCUGACUGAGAGGAAAUUUCCUGCAAUCAUAAAAAAAUGAUAAAAAUUAUAAAUAAUAUGAGAGGAAAGGAUGAGUUUUCACAGUGGAAAGAGUCUGCCAAUGAAGUCACAUGGAACAUGUACUGGGAUCCACGCUUUUCAAAAUAUUUUUGAGCAUGUGGAUAUGCUGGAAAUCUAAUAAAUCGUUAUUUCAUGAAUUUGCUGAUACAUACUAAGUUAUUAAUUGUGGUAAGUAUGAGUGGCCUAAAUGUCAGGUUAUUAAAAUGGCAGAUGAAGUUCAGUGAAGGUAUACAUAAAAAGUGAUCUAUAUGAAAAAUGCAUUUAAUUUAACACGUUUUGCUUAAAUUUGUAUUUUGCAAUUUUUUUUUAUAUAAAAAUGUUAGUGCUGUGCUCAACAAGUAAAAAAAAAAUGCAAGUAUACAGUUAAGAAUUAUUAGGAAAGCAACAAAGAAAAGGAGCGAGCACCACUGCAUCAAUCUGUAGAUGUGCGCUUGCCCAUGAUAUUUAACUUUUUAAUACUUUGUGCAGUUCUUAAUCCUCAUCUGGGAUUUAAAAAAAAUGUAAUCAAACACAAUGAGCUUCGAAGAAUGAGUCACAAUGAUAAUCAAGUAGCAGGAGUAGAUUCUGUCUGAGGAGUGACAGCAAGCAAUGAAGUCAUGAGUGGCAUCAGGGGUCUAGUGCUACUGAGCACCAAACAAAGCUAGCUGUUUGCAGGAUCACGAGAAAGAAGGGACUAUUUUAGUAAUGUGGAGUGAAAAUGGAGCAAUCUGUCACUUAGCGCUUUGCAUUGCACGUGCUACGUCUGUGGGAUUCAGGAGAGGCUGUGUGUAGCAAAGGGAAAGCAGCCAUCAAGAGCAAAUAAAUGAAAUGAGUCUACUUCUGGCUCAGCAAUGAGCUGUGAACAAUCCAUGCUAAGAAGGGUUUCAUGAAGAGGCAUUUCCAACUAAGAGCAGUUGAGAAGAAAAGAUCUGUUCCUUAUAGUGUAAGCUUUACUCUAGCACUUUAUUUUUUAAGAGUUAUUUCCAAAUGACAAAAGAAUGUAAAGCUAAACUGGUGUGUAAUGUAACAGAAUUCCAUCAACCUAUUAUUAUUUGACUGUAUUUAGAGAGAUUUUCCAUCACUUAUUAAUACAUUGUGAAAUAAUAAAUAUAUAAUUUUUUUCGAAGACUAUUUCUUAACUUUUGUAGCUGAAAUAUGCAAAUCAGUUCUAUUUAUUAUAAUUUACUAAGUGUAAUAUUGAGUACUUCUGUGUGUCUCUGUUACAGUUGUGCUACUGUUGAAAUAAGACAAUAUACUUGGCAUUAAAAGUGUUUUUCAUCUA